Messenger RNA from Armigeres subalbatus, 960 nucleotides. RefSeq lists its product as uncharacterized. The record is from RefSeq and is a predicted model, not a curated record. Lineage: Eukaryota; Metazoa; Arthropoda; Insecta; Diptera; Culicidae. Bases 1 to 960 code for a protein of 319 amino acids. Gene Ontology annotation, molecular function: catalytic activity. The transcript has a single exon.
AUGCUAGGCAAACUUUUGGACGAGAUGCCGAAACCAAUCCUCAUACUAGGUGAUCUUAACGCUCACCACGCUGCCUGGGGGAGUAGUACCGUCAACUCAGCUCCAGAAUCUAAAAAGAGAGGCGAAGCUAUCCUGGAUUUGGCUGUGUACCACGACAUGGUCGUCCUUAAUAAUGGCACGCAUACCCGCAUCGACCCUUCCACCGGAUUAUCGCAAGCCCUCGAUGUAUCACUAUGCUCGGUGUCUCAUGCUACCAGUUUUACUUGGAAAAUAUUACUGGACUACUCUGGUAGUGAUCACCUACCAAUUCUGAUCGACGUACCCGGCAACCCAAAGAGAUCCAAUCUCCGACCAAAAUGGAUUCUCAAAAAAGCCAACUGGGAGCUUUACGAAAACAUUACGAAUGCAACCCUACGUUCAGGAUGCAAGUAUACGGUAGAAGAAUUCACCAAGAAGAUGAUUGAUGCUGCUGAGGCAAGCAUCCCAAAAACUACAGGUAAUACAGGACGAAAAUCUGUCGCCUGGUGGAACGAGGAAGUGAAAUCAGCAAUCAAAAUCAGACGAAAACGUCUGCGCACCCUGCGCCGCCUGAAAGAAAAUGACCCACAGAAAGUCACCGCACUCAAAGAGUUCCAGGAGGCACGCUCGGUCUGUCGCAGAGCAAUAAAUGAAGCGAAACAGAAAAGUUGGGAGAACUUUGUAGAGAGUAUCAACCCAGCUACCCCUACAAGCCAAGUAUGGAAUAACAUAAAUAGGCUUCAAGGAAAAAGACAAAACAGCACGAUAACACUCAACCUACCGUCAGGCCACUCAAACGAUGGGCAGCUUGUUGCGAAUGCACUUGCUGACGAGUACCAACAAAAAUCAUCAGACGCGCAAUAUGCAGAAAGUUUUCGCAAGAAACACAAAACAAAUACCUGCUCUAUGUAUAAGACCCAGCGCGCAAACGUACACAAAUAG